Anguilla rostrata (American eel) is the source of this 3984-nucleotide messenger RNA. Its product is annotated as tryptophan 5-hydroxylase 1-like. NCBI's taxonomy places the organism in Eukaryota, Metazoa, Chordata, Actinopteri, Anguilliformes, Anguillidae. Bases 98 to 1507 code for a protein of 469 amino acids. Gene Ontology annotation, cellular component: neuron projection. The transcript is spliced from 11 exons. Gene Ontology annotation, molecular function: iron ion binding; tryptophan 5-monooxygenase activity. Gene Ontology annotation, biological process: aromatic amino acid metabolic process; serotonin biosynthetic process. The record is from RefSeq and is a predicted model, not a curated record.
UUCAUAAAUACCGAGGUGCCGUUGGACACGGAUAGUUAAAUUACCAGAGCAGCAGGUUUAGGCAUACAGAAGUAUUUAAACAUUAGGUGACUUUAACAUGUAUUCACACAAUAUUGGUGGGCCGUGUAGAGGAAGAUCUUUUGAUUCUAUGUACCUGUGUUUUGAAGAAACGCGCCAAAACAAUGAGGUUGAAGAGAACAAAGACAACAGGAAUGUAUCCUCAGAAAACGGACACGCAACACUUGCAUUAUCCCUGAAGAAUGAAGCUGGGGGCUUGCUGAAGACGCUGAAGCUUUUCCAGGAAAAGCAGGUAAAUUUAUUCCAGAUCUCAUCCAGAAAAUCGAAGAGACGUAACUCUCAGGUUGAGAUCGUUUUGGACUUCCACAGCAACCAUGAGCAGUUAAACGAGAUUGUCCAUUUGCUGCAAAAUCAGAUGAACAUAGUGGACGUGGACUCGCCUAACAAAUCCUGUUUUCUUGAAGAAGAUGUUCCCUGGUUCCCUAAAAAGAUCUCGGACCUGGAUAAGUGUUCCACCCAUGUGCUAAUGUACGGUUCAGAUUUGGAUGCUGACCACCCGGGCUUCAAGGACAAUGUCUACCGCGAGAGGAGGAAGCACUUCGCUGAUAUAGCCAUGAGCUACAAACACGGGGACCCCAUCCCUCGUGUCCAGUUCACUCGGGAGGAGGUGAAGACGUGGGGCGUGGUCUUCCGGGAGCUCACCCAGCUGUACCCCGCCUACGCCUGCCGGGAGCACGUGCGAAACCUGCCGCUGCUGUCUCAGCACUGCGGCUUUCGCGAGGACAACAUCCCGCAGCUGGAGGACGUCUCCCGCUUCCUCUGGGAGCGUACUGGGUUCACCAUCCGGCCCGUGGCGGGCUACCUCUCACCCCGAGACUUCCUGGCCGGUCUGGCGUUUCGGGUUUUCCACUGCACCCAGUACGUGCGGCACAGCUCCGACCCGCUCUACACCCCUGAGCCGGACACAUGCCAUGAGCUGCUGGGCCACGUGCCUCUCCUGGCAGAGCCCAGCUUUGCCCAGUUCUCCCAGGAGAUGGGCCUGGCGUCUCUGGGCGCCUCUGAUGACUCCGUCCAGAAGCUGGCUGCGUGCUACUUCUUCACAGUGGAGUUUGGCCUGUGCAAACAGGACGGAACAUUGAAAGCCUACGGAGCAGGAUUGCUAUCGUCCAUCAGUGAGCUGAAGCACGCCCUAUCUGGGAAUGCCACGGUCAUGCCCUUUGACCCCAGGAUCGCAUGCAGGCAGGAAUGCAUCAUCACCACCUUCCAGGAUGUCUACUUCGUGUCGGACAGCUUCGAGGACGCCAAGGUCAAGAUGAGGGAGUUUGCUAAGAGCAUCAAGCGGCCCUUCACGGUGCGAUACAACCCUUACACCAGGAGCGUGGACAUCCUGAAGGACACUUCCAGCAUCAUCGACGUGGUGGAGGAGCUCAAAUACGAGCUGGACACUGUGGCUGAUGCACUUCGUCGGCUGAAUAAACAGGGCGUCUGACUUCCUGACUAACCACCCCAGUUUCCUACAAUACCCAGGUGUCCGAGCGACAGAAUAUACAAAUCCCAGGUGCCCGAGUUGCAGAGUACUACAAAAUCCAGAUCUUCUAUUGGUUGAUAACUGGCGGCACCUAUGUGUCCAAUGACGGAGAGCUACAAAACCGAAGCGUCGUAGUGGCAUGGAUUACUAAUAAUAAUGAUAAUGGAUUACAUUUCUAUAGUGCUUCUCUCACUCAAAGAGCUUUACAGUGAUGAGGGGGGAACUCAGCGUUAUGCGUAGCAGCCACCUGAGUAACUCAUGCUAGUCGAGGUGGGGGGAAGAUAUCGAUACAGUAUAGUAUUGCAAUACUUUUUUCCUGCAAUACAGUAUCAAUACAGUGGCGCCAAGUAUCAAUAUUUAAUCUAAAUAUAUGCACAUUUUGUAAUGCUUGUUAUUUUUUUAUGUUAUGAUUUUAAUGCAUGACGUAGAGGUGAAGAACCACCCUCCACGGAAAUCUUUGCAAUCCUGUAACUGCACAUUUCAUAGAUUAUCAUAUUUAUACCAUUUACAAAAAUUAAAACAAGAGAAUUAACUUUUUUAUAAGUUAUUUGCAAGAGAAUUGCUGUUUCCCUGGCAACAUAUGAGAGUCAGACUAAUAUCCGGAAAACAAUCACAAUCACAGCCAUCCCAUAAUCAACAUUAAGUUUACAAUACAAUUGAAACGUUACUUCACAGUUAAUAGCCCAAACCGUAGAUACUAACUAGCAACCAGACACUCAUUCUAGUCCCUCUAGUUCUUCACAAGUGGCAAGCCAGCGCUUGGCUUGCUAGGCUUGCUGUCACUUGCGUAACUUAGUAUUAAAAUUAAAUUUGAUCUUGUCAGUUGGUCAAUAUUGUCUCACGUUUAUGUUUUCCAGCGUGGAUAGCUAGCUAGCCAUCUACUCCAUUGACUCCAAAACCGCAGCUAUACGGUUGUAGCAAAACGAUCUUCAUUCAGUUGAGCACCUAUGUGAUGACACUACACUUGUACAAAUAUGGCACGUGUUUACACUAAACUGCUUAGCCAGCUCAGUGUUGAUGUAGCUAAGAUACUCAGUGUAAAACAAGUGUUAUUACAUGUUACGCAUGUGCUGUCUGAAACUGCAGAUUGUCUACAACUGCUGCUCGUUUAGGACUGCUGACAUUGUGGCGCUGCAAUUGCAAUUGAGUGAUUAUUUCUGUUGCUUAUUAUCAUUUUUUCCCAAAAUGUAUUUAUUGAAAUUAAUCAACACUGCUGAAGGGACCCUAUGUUCCAGAACUUUUUAUUUUCUUACAGGCUGCUAUGUGUUCUCUGUGUUCAUUUGCAAAGUAAAUGUUUUUAGUGAAAUGAAUUGAUGCAAGGGUAUUUAUUAUGAGGUGUAAUGGGUUUUGGCAUAUUUUUCCACCUUAGAUGUAUCAUUUCAACAUUUUACUCCAGUCAAAUCAGAAACUAAUAAAUAUCACAAUAAUAUUAUAUUGUGAAGUCCCUGGUGAAUCCCACCACCACAUGGCAGCCAUUUUGCAGAGGAAUGCUCACUAUACAUUAGCUGAUGUGGAGAGCGAGAGAACAAUUUUAGCCAAAUAAAUUAGGGGAUGAUUAGGUGGCAGGUUGAGAGAGCCUGGUUGAGAAUUUUGCUUGGACACCAGGGAACACCCUACUUUUUGUGAUAAGCGUCAUGGGAUCUUUAAUGACCACAGUGAGUCAGUUUAACAUCUCAUCCAAAAGACAGCGCCUCCCACAGCAUAGUGUCCUCAUCACUGCAUUGGGGCUUGUAUUGUUUAAGGACAUUAGAGUAUAUUAUGAUGAGCACAGGCCGUUCAGUCUAUGUAUGCUCAUUAUUAUCCAUGUGAUCUGACCACACCAACUUGACCCACUGCUUCUUCAGGUUUUAACAACCGUGAGAGCACACCUUUACACUGACACCUACCAAACUCAGGAAGCAGUGUAAUUCAACAGUGAGCAGUGUGAUGCUACAGUAUUAUUGUACACCAAGCCAUUAAAAAAAAUUGUAGGGCAGUUCACAGAAAUCUGCCUCUUGUCAGACCCCAAAAGAAAACAGACAGUUUAUUGUGCUGACAGGGAGUCAGCAAGUGUGAUUAAGAGACAGUGCUUAGUUGCAAAACAUCCAAUUGGAUCAGCAUUAUGUAAAACUUAGAUUCUCCAGAAUACAGAGUAAUCAUGUUUUGUAUUGUUGGAAAGACGAUGUCAUGUGGAAAAUGUUGGUGCCUCAGCCACAAAGGUUAACACGGUGUCAUAUGCUUACAUAGAUGGCAAAAUGUUGUCCACUGUUGUCAUGAUUGCGCCUUUAUUUGAUGACCUUGGAUUUUUGCUUGUAUAUAAGGAGAGAAGUGCAGCGGUUCUGGGAGACUUGGUCUCCUACGCAUCACAUGCAUAUAGCCAUUUCACCACUCACAUUUUUCACCAUUGUGUAUUGUCAUUAUUACUGAACACACUGAACAAUAAACUGCGCUCAUUUUAA